GAACGAUUUCAGGGUGUAGCGGUUCAUCGACCAAUCAUCUACGGAAGCGUAGCAACCCUUAUUCCAGAAGCUGAACCUUCACCUCCACCCGAUUCUCCAAUCUUAAAAAGUCGAAUGAUACGAGAUGAUGUAUUAGGUGGUCAAGAUGAUAUUUCACAAUAUAUUAGAAAGGUGACUUUUAAAUUACAUGAUUCAUAUACGAAUCCGAUUCGAACAGUAGAUAAACCUCCAUUUGAGAUCACCGAGACAGGUUGGGGAGAAUUUGUGAUUUUGAUUAAAAUAUUUUUUAUACCUGAAGCUGGAGAGAAACCGAUUCAAAUACCUCAUGCACUCAGAUUUCAUCAAUGGACUGAACCUGCUCCACUCACACAUACACCUUGGCUCGAUCCAAUUCCUGAUGAACCUUCAAUACAUUCUUGGCAAUACGAUGAGAUUGUCUUUACUGAACCAACUGACACAUUUUAUCAUAAGCUCAUCCAACACCCGCCUACUCCUUUACCCGCUACAAAUCGAUAUGGAUCAGAAUACGUCAAACAAAUUGGUAGUAAAGGUGAAUCUGGAGAAUUCACUUUAGAUAUUGAAGAACGUGAACAAAAGAAAUUGAAGUGGGCAAACUUAAAGGUGUUGAUUGAGAUUGAUAGGUUGAAAGGUAAAUUGAUCAGGGAUGAACGCGAGUUGAAAAAGGGACAUUCAUCAUGA
This is a messenger RNA of Melampsora larici-populina 98AG31, 699 nucleotides long. RefSeq lists its product as uncharacterized. Gene Ontology annotation, molecular function: histone binding. Gene Ontology annotation, cellular component: NuA4 histone acetyltransferase complex; Swr1 complex. NCBI's taxonomy places the organism in Eukaryota, Fungi, Basidiomycota, Pucciniomycetes, Pucciniales, Melampsoraceae. The record is from RefSeq and is a predicted model, not a curated record. The transcript has 3 exons. The annotation marks the transcript as partial. Gene Ontology annotation, biological process: chromatin remodeling; regulation of transcription by RNA polymerase II.